AUGCCUCUCGAGCUCUCCAUAGUCCCGCGGGCGCAUUGGCUCAGUCGCGUGCGCUCCUGUCUGCGCCUGCUCAUCAUCGUCCUCAGCGGCUCCGUCGUCUGCAUGCUGGUGCACACGCUCCAGAUCUACCGCGGGAACAGAUACCUGGACCUUCGCCACGGGGAGCUCCCGGUGACAUGGCCCGCACACACCAACCUCGCGCCCACCAUCGUGCUGCUGGCCAUCGCCGCCGCAAACUUCCUCGCUUCGGUCGCAAUCAUCUCGCUCUCGCUGAAGCGCUCGUUUCGCCGCCCCAUCCGCUCGCGUGACAUGUACCGCAUCAUCGCAGGGAGCUUCGGCGUCGUCCUGUGGGCCACGGCCCUGAUCGUCUUCCACCUGCUCGACAAGGCCAGCAAAGCCAGCCUGGGCCGCUACUCGUGCAAGCACCAGAACGUCGUGAGCAACGGGCGCUACCAGUACCGCGCCGUCUGCGAAGAGCAAGGCGUCGCCUUCUACCUCGCCGUAGGCGCCGCAUGCGCCGAGCUCCUCACCCUCCACACCCUCGCCAUCUCCGCCAUUCUCUCCGCUAAAAACCAACCCCCACCCCCUACCAUACAAAUCCACGACACAAAGAAGAUGCCCACCCCUAUCUACGCCGCGAAACCAAAGAAACCCCGAUCCCCUUAA
This is a messenger RNA of Dothidotthia symphoricarpi CBS 119687, 666 nucleotides long. RefSeq lists its product as uncharacterized. The transcript has 2 exons. The coding region runs from base 1 to 666 and encodes 221 amino acids. The record is from RefSeq and is a predicted model, not a curated record. NCBI's taxonomy places the organism in Eukaryota, Fungi, Ascomycota, Dothideomycetes, Pleosporales, Dothidotthiaceae.